GAACCCGGUCCUUUCUUUGGCUUUAGCACAGGCAUAAACAUAGCUCGUCCUUGCUCCCAAGCAAUGUAUCCCACCACCCCCUCCGACGCGUACGACAGGUUCAGCAACGGACCUCCGCCCACGGCGCCGCCGCCGCAGCAGCAGCCCACGUACAACCACGCCAUGAACCAGAGCCACCACGCCCGCCCCGCCGCCGGGCUGGCGCGCUGGUCCACCGGCCUCUUCCACUGCAUGGACGACCCCGGAAACUGUCUCAUCACCUGCCUGUGCCCCUGCAUCACGUUCGGGCAGAUCGCUGACAUCGUGGACAGAGGAACCUGCUCGUGCGCCGGGAGCGGGGCGGCCUACGCGGCCAUCUGCGCGACGACGGGGAUGGGGUGCCUCUACUCGUGCGUCUACCGCACCAAGAUGCGGGCGCACUACGACCUGGACGAGGGGGAGUGCCCGGACUUCCUCGUGCAUUGGUGCUGCGAGCUCUGCGCGCUCUGCCAGGAGUACCGGGAGCUCAAGAACCGCGGCUUCGACAUGGGGAUCGGCUGGGACGCCAACAUGGAGCGCCGGAACCGGGGCGUCACCGGCGGGCAGGUCAUGGGGGCGCCGGCCACGCCCGUCGGCAUGAUGAGGUAAAUAGGUGACGCCCGCGAAAUCUCCGGUGAUUUUCACGCGUCAUGCUCCCCUCCCAUCCCCUGUGCCAUUUCUCCUUGUGUUGUUCUGGCUUGGAGAUCGUUCGAUACUUCGAUUGACUGUUUUUCUAGCGGCGUGUGUAUUGUCUACUAGUUUGCUUGAUGUACCGAAUUCUGUUGAUUCUAUGUAAAAAUUUGUGGCGUGUUCACGACUUAUGCAAGCGGUGAUGUAUUUGA
Molecule: messenger RNA, 860 nt
Organism: Aegilops tauschii subsp. strangulata
Lineage: Eukaryota; Viridiplantae; Streptophyta; Magnoliopsida; Poales; Poaceae
Product: cell number regulator 1
Source: RefSeq, a predicted model, not a curated record